Messenger RNA from Leptidea sinapis, 1060 nucleotides. It is a transcript of the gene CPR59, whose product is annotated as cuticle protein 16.5-like. Gene Ontology annotation, cellular component: extracellular matrix. Lineage: Eukaryota; Metazoa; Arthropoda; Insecta; Lepidoptera; Pieridae. The transcript has 2 exons. The record is from RefSeq and is a predicted model, not a curated record. The coding region runs from base 102 to 968 and encodes 288 amino acids.
AAGACCACGCAGUAACCACGCCCGCGACAUAGUCUCUGUAUAAAAACACCAAGCACAGAUCAUCAGUAUUCACUUGACGGAGUUUCCUUGAACAAGAAGCAAUGGCAGCUAAGUUUGUAAUUCUUACCGCUCUGGUAGCACUGGCCCAUAGCUCAGUGGUACCUGUAGCGAAAGUAGACAACGACUACACCAGCUUCGCGUACGACGUGGCCGACCCAAACACUGGUGACUUCAAGAGUCAAGUCGAAACACGUGUGGGAGGCACCGUGACCGGUCAAUACUCUCUUCUGGAUUCCGACGGCACAAAGCGUACAGUAGACUACAGUGCUGAUGAUGUCAAUGGUUUCAACGCUGUCGUACGUAAAGACCCAGCAGUGAUUGCCGCUGCGCCAGUUGCCGUCGCCUCUGCUGCUCCAGUCGCCGUAGCCCCCGCUGUUGCUGCACCCGCGGUUUAUACUGCAGCUGCACCCUCAGUAUAUGCUGCAUCAGCACCAACAGUUUACGCAUCAGGUGCUCACGCCAUAUAUGCUCCAAGUGUUUAUGCCGCAUCUGCCCCAGCCGUCGUAGCUAAGACUUACGCCGCACCUACCGUAUACACCGCGUCAGCACCAACUGUUGUAGCAAAGACAGUAGCUGGUCCUACUUUCUACGCUGCAUCCUCCCCUGCUGUGUACGCUAGAACAGUUUCUUCACCAGCAUUUUACUCAACAUCUGGCCCAGCUGUUUACGCUAAGACAGUUGCCGGUCCUACCUUCUACGCUGCAUCUUCCCCAGCGGUAGUAACCAAGACUGUUGCCGCUCCGACAGUUUACGCCGCUGGUCCUUCAGUGUACUCUCCGUCAGUAUACGGUGAAUCAGUCUUCGCCAACACCUACGCUUCUCCUCUGUACGCUGGACACUCUUUCGUUGCCCCCAAUGUGUACGCCCGUUACGCAUCACCUUACUACUCCGGUUUCUGGAAGAAGUAAACAUAAACUGUACCAAAUCUUAAACAAAUUGUAAAUAACUUGCGAGAUUAUUUUAAUAUGUACAUAUUAAUACCAAUAAAUAUUUCAAUAUA